Molecule: messenger RNA, 2011 nt
Organism: Capsaspora owczarzaki ATCC 30864
Lineage: Eukaryota; Filasterea; Ministeriida; Capsasporidae
Exons: 4
Coding region: 65-2011 (648 amino acids)
Source: RefSeq, a predicted model, not a curated record
UCGCACAGUCCUCUUUCAAGUGAAUUGGCAAGCUCACGUAUUUGCCGCCCAUUUGAAUAAGAGAAUGCCAACCCCAGACGAAGUGAUGGGGCAACUGAAGGCUUCGAUGCCGCCGGAAGAGUUUAUCGCCCUCUUGAGCCGAAUGGGUAUCACGCCGCCGCAGCUGCCGCAGCCCACGAUGUCCGAGGUGAUCACGCGCUUGCAUGGGCACCCGUUUGUCGAGCAGCAAUUCCCCAAGAGGCGGGAGUCAUUCCAACCCCGACUCAGCGCGAUCUACGAGCUGCUGAAGGCCGUUGCAUUCUCGUUCGAUGAGAAACAGAGGUCUGGUGAUCGUCGUAACCGCUUUCCCCUGCUGCAACUCACUACCAUCAGUGGGAUGGGUAAGUCUUCGUUCGGGUUUCACGCGCUCGACGAAAUGCAGAGAAUUCUCAAAAACGUCACUACAUGGGCCGAGGUGGGCCUUCCCAACCUUCUCGUCCAACCGCAAGAACUGCUCAAUCUGCUGAAGAACACCCACUACAUAUUCAUCGACUUCAACGGUCUGGGCGACAACGUGGAGGUCGAGGAGACCAGCAAGCACAGGCGGGGUCGAAUUCUAGCCGUUCGCUUGGCUGCACGCGGUCUGCUCAACACAACCACGAAGGGCGCUCGCGAAAACAGUACCUUCUGCGACACUGAGGGGGUGUGGAAUACCAGACAGGUCCUCGACGAGAUCUUUGUCCGCCACCGGCACAACCGCCAGAUUGCCGCCGACCAGAUUGCGCUACUCUUCGUUCACGUCGACGAGUUCCAGCUCGCCAUAGAGCGGCUCGCGGUCAAGGUUGAGUUUAUCGAGGCCGUCGACAUCCUCAAGGUGCAGCUGGAAGACAUCCUCCAGUACAACCUGCGUCAGACGCGUAACUUGGUCGUCCUUCUGACGACGGGAACCUCUCACGCUGGUAUCACGCUGCACUCAACGCAGCACAAGGUUUGCUCGCUUCCUCUCCAGCCGCUCGACCUCAAUUUGGCGCAGCACCUGUUUGGCUCGCACCACCACUCGAUCCACCAAAGCUGGCUAACACAUGAUGGUGCCAAGCGGCUGCUGGGCGACAUGGGUGGCGUUCCAGUGCUGAUCCAGUCGCUUGCGGACGCGGCCGCCACGAUCUCCUUUGAAAACCCAGCUGCACCACAUAGUGCCUUGCGCGUCUUGGAUGACAUCUUCCGACGCUACAAGCCCAGAGAGCGCGCUGGCAGUCUCGGCGAGGAUGGGCUACUCGAGCUCGUUCAACUCUCGCUUUCAUGUGUGCCCGUCUCUGCGGACACCCCCAUCGGGCCCGUGACCGUGCACGACCUUACGAUGGAAGGAGUGCUUGCCACAACGCCUGUGGAUGAGGGCCCCGACAUGUACAUUCACAUGCCGCUCCCACUUCUCGACCAAUGUCUGAGUCAUUGCGAAGCAGGCUGGACGCAGUUUGUCCGGCGACUGGUUGAGUUUCCGAUGCGCACUGGCGGCGAUGGCUUUGCAUGCGAAGCAGCGGUGGCACUGUCGCUUGCGAGUCGCAUGGCUGCACUUCAACGGAAAGGAGGCACGCUUCGCCUCGGCAUGCUGCUCGGUCUCGAGCUCCACACAGUGCUCGACGGCGCCGCGGGCGAGGCCGCUGCCGACUUUCUCAGGUACGAGAUUCAGCUGCAGGUAGACGGGUACGAAGUCAUGACGGAGACGAGGCAAUUCAUGUCGAUGGACGCAGUUCAUACCCCGCAGCUGGAUGUACAUGCCUACAAAGAGCUGGCUCUUGACCGUCCGUUGGUGUCUUUCAGUCUGAAAAACCUGCCGGCGGUUGUCUUGUUAUCGGCUCCCGCAACGCCGCACGUCGAUCUGCGGUUUGCCGUCCGCAUUCCAAAGAGCAAACCGAUGAAAGUUUUUUUGCAGAUCCAAGACCACGUCGUCUUCUCUGACAGUGCACACGGCGAAGAACCCGAUCACACGCGCAAAGGCCAACCGCGAGUGGUCCCGCGAGGUGUGCAAGAGUGA